AGAAAGUCCUGCGCAGCUGUUUGCGAACUUUUAAGAUUUCCUGUUUCCCCUGCAGGCAGGGCUGAGGCGGAGGGGAGUGAGUCACACACACACUCCCAGGAGCAGCCGAGGCGCAGCUGCGCUGGCUGCCUCCAGCGGGGCCUCUUGCCACACUUUCUCCUUCUCUCUUUCUCCGUCUCCUGGACUCCCAGUUGCCUCCGAGCCACUUUGCAGCCCCCCGCCCCGCCCACAAGCCCCAGAGAGGAGCCCCCGGGCCGUCUCUCCCUCCUUGCCCGUCCGCCGCCGCCUCAGCGUACCGAAAGGGACGUACGAUGAGCUGGAUUCCUAGGCACGUUUUGUUCUGGACUCUGCUGCACAGCACGGCGCACCCGCUGGUUCGGGGGACAGCUGAAGAUCACUUAUCUGGAAUGUUGGAAGGUAAAAUCAAAAUCCGGGCACUUUGCAAAUUUUGUGAUGUUAAAUCAACAAGCUGUAGAAAUAAAGGACAUUGCAACAGUCACUGCAACAUUACUUCUAUCUGUGUUGACAACAAUGAAGUGUGUGCAGCUGUUUGGAGAAAGAAUGAUGAAAACAUAACUUUAGAAACUGUAUGUCAUGAUCCUGCACUAGAGCUCCAUGGGCACAAAUUGGAUGAUUUUAAGUCAGAUAAAUGUUACAUGAAAGAGAAGAAGGGAGAUGGUGGAUUGCUGUUUAUGUGUUCCUGCAGUGAGGAAGAAUGCAAUGACAAACUUAUUUUUUCAGAGGACUCUACCUCAGCUAUAGAAGAAGUGAAAGAUGUGAUAUCUAAAGUUGCACUAAUAAGCCUUGUCCCAUUGCUUGUGAUUGCAAUUGCUGUGAGCCUUAUCUUUUACUGCUACCGCAUUCAGAGGAGAAGGAAGCUCAACAAGGCAUGGGAGAAAAAUGUCAAGUCCAGGAAACAUAAAGAUUGUAGCGAUGUUUGUGCCAUUAUGCUAGAUGAUGACCGUUCUGACAUCAGUUCCACCUGCGCCAAUAACAUUAACCAUAACACUGAACUGCUGCCUAUUGAGUUGGAUGCCCUUGUGGGCAAAGGGCGAUUUGCUGAAGUUUAUAAAGCUAAACUGAAACAAAACACAUCAGAGCAGUUUGAAACAGUGGCCGUUAAGAUCUUCACCUAUGAAGAAUAUGCCUCCUGGAAGACUGAGAAAGAUAUCUUCUCCGACAUAAACCUGAAGCAUGAAAACAUUCUUCAGUUCCUCACAGCGGAGGAGCGCAAGACAGAUCUGGGAAAGCAGUACUGGCUGAUCACUGCCUUCCACUCAAGGGGUAACUUGCAGGAAUAUCUUAUUAAGCACAUCAUCAGCUGGGAGGACCUCUGGAAGCUGGGUGGAUCUUUGGCUCGAGGGAUCGCCCAUCUUCACAGUGACCAUACACCUUGUGGACGACCCAAAACACCUAUUGUCCACAGAGAUCUAAAGAGCUCCAAUAUUCUGGUGAAAAAUGAUUUAACCUGCUGCCUCUGUGACUUCGGCCUGUCUCUGCGUCUGGAUCCUACGCUGUCUGUAGAUGAUUUGGCCAACAGCGGGCAGGUUGGCACAGCAAGGUACAUGGCUCCUGAAGUCCUGGAAUCCAGAAUGAACUUGGAUAAUGUUGAAUCCUUCAAGCAGACUGAUGUGUAUUCCAUGGCCUUGGUUCUGUGGGAAAUGACAUCCCGCUGCAAUGGUGUUGGAGAAGUGAAGGAGUACGAGCCACCCUUUGGUUCUAAAGUGCGGGAACAUCCCUGUGUGGAAAGCAUGAAGGACAAUGUGCUGAGGGACAGAGGGCGGCCAGAGAUUCCAAGCUCAUGGCUCAACCACCAGGGCAUCCAGAAAGUGUGCGAGACGCUUGUCGAGUGUUGGGACCAUGAUCCUGAGGCCCGACUCACUGCGCAGUGCGUUGCUGAGCGCUUCAAUGAUUUUGAGUACCAGGACAGACUCUCAGGAAGAAGCAGUUCUGAAGAGAAAAUCCCUGAGGAGGACUCUGUGAACAGUGGCAAGUAACAACCCACCAGAAGAAAUGCGUCUGAAAGACAAAAGGCUGCUCUUGUGUUCUGUGUGCACAAUUUUGGGACAGGAAGAGGGUCCAGAGUUCAGAUGUGCUUCCUCUGGCACUGAGGAUCCCACCGCUGCCUCCAUGAUGCAGCUCAAAGAGAAAAGAAAUGAUUUUAUGGGGAAGGCAUGAUGGGCAAAGUGUCAUGCAGUAGCUUUCUUGACAGUUGUCAUGGAAUAAGCUGCAUUGGCGCUUCCUGAAAAAAGACUGAACAAACCACCAGUAAUGUUUGCACUUUAUCAAUGCCUGUACAUAACUACGGAAAAGCAUUUGUGUGUGCAUGUGUGCACACGUCCACAGGACAAAGCUCUGCAAACCAUCUUCCAGGAAAUGAACACAAGAUAGAAAAAUCCCACAAGGGUUUGUUAGGAUGCUUGCUGUAUGCUGGCAGCAGAAGUGCCUUAUUCACCCCACCCAAACCAUAAAAAUUGUAGUAACGCACUGCUAAUCCUAUAUAGGGCUGCACUACUUUUUGUUUUGUUUUGUUUUCUUUUUGGAAGUCGCAGGACAAAGAGGUCACAACUGAUAGGGCUCGGCCCUACUGGAGCCUUGUCUAACAUUUAUCUAUGCAUCGCGUGUUCAGCUGGUUCCUGAAUGUUCUAGAGUUUGUGGAUUCAGGGGACCUAUUAGUGUACCGCUGUUUUUCUUCUAAAGCUCAUAGAAUUUGGAAAGUUGUGGGUUUUUCCCUUCCUUCGUUCCUGUGCAAAGGAAUGUUGAUUUCUACCCUCCUCCCUUUCUUUGAACUUGCACAUCAAGUUAGCAGCCUGCGUACUGAGAAUCGGUUUCCCAGCCCCACACACUAUGAAAUCAGGCAGGGCCAAUUAUAAUUGAAACAGAUGUUUUGCAUUUGCUGUGCAUUCUGACAAAAAGUAGACAUCUCCCUCCUGCCUUUCUGGGCUCGCUAACAUCAUGUCUAGUUCUUUGAACCCUUAAGUUCACACUUGAUUUCAUGCCCAGUGCAAAGAGGGAGGGAACCCCACGAAACCCUUCCUGAGUGUCUGGAUUUCUGCGAUGCUGUGGAAAAGACUUGCCCACGCUACAAGCGGGCAGCGUCUUCGGUCCCUCUGACUGUGCAUCGGAGCAUUGCAGCCUGCAGUCAUUCAGCCUGCAGUCCUCAACUGCUGGCAAGGAGAGGACAUUCCUAAACUGAUCCCCACAGGCAUGGCUUACAUUCUUUCAGUCUUCCAAAAUAUUUAGAUUUGGAGCUGGCCUCACAAGGAAUUUUAAAUGAUGGCAUUUCAACAGUCAGUAUUUUCUUGCUAAAUCAUCUGUCUGCCCAACUUGUCUCCGUUUUUAAGGGUCCUGCAAAGAGGGCUUCAGGUGCUGCUUUCUAUGCAUUGCUGUUGUUCCAAAGAGAGACCAAGAAUUUGUUACCAAUUUAUAGUUACACUAGUUGGCCCCAGGAACAAUUCUUCUGAGUAAAAAUAUGUGUAUCAAGUGCAAUUCUUUUAUUCUACAGGACACAGAUAUUUUUCUAGGAGCGAUUCCUUUGUUUAUCCAAUAGGAAAAAAAGGUAUAUUCCCAUAGGAGGUAAAGUUUAUGGUGGAAAUAUUUAUUUUUAAGAAGCUUUGUGUCUGCUUUUAUAUUAAAAAAAUUAGAAAUAUUUAAGCAUUAAGUGGGGCAGAAGCUCAGUAAAAUGGAAUCUAGUUUUAAUAGCAACAUGCUGUGUACUGAACUGUGGAGCUACUGGCAAGACGGGUUUAUGCUGGGGUCAUGUUGCUGGGCAGAGGUGGGAUCCGGUGACCUCUGGUGGUGGUUUCCCAGGAUAACACCCUGGAAAACAGCUGCACAGGAAGCAAGAGGAGGAGCUGUACUACAAACUGGAAAGUAGGGUGCAUCUGUGCUACAAAUCUAAACCACUAAUUUCAAAACUGGUUUAAGUGCCAGACUUCCUUUCCAAGAUUUGCAGGAAGUUUUGGCAGUUAGCUAAGAGGCAAACAAAACGUCUGGGUUAGUGUACCCGUGCUGAUCAGGAUCAGUGUGGGGUGUCACUCUUUCACCCACUCAUCCUUUUCCUGAAAUCUCCACCUGGGGGAGGGUUAAAAGAAAGAAGGUUUCAAUUGCAGUCAAUUGCGCCUUUUUUCUUUAAUUCAUUUUGGAGGGGAAAAAGCCUUCCCGCCUCCUGAAACACCUGAGUCAGGGCCUUGUGUGCUUACCCAAAAGGGGAAAGCAGAGCUACAAGUAUGCAUGAUGAGGAGGACAUUCUGUUUGGUCCCCAGAUGGCUUUGCAGGAAGACUAGACAGACUUAUGGAGGAAAGGGGUAAGAAUAGCUCACCCUCACAGCUAUCUGCUACCUCCAGGUUCAGAGGGAGUCUGGCCUGAAUACCAGUGAUGGAGGAGUCACAACAGGAAAAUGUUGCUGCCUUCAUAUCACAUUUGUCACCUUCUCAGAAGCAUCUGCUCUGGUCACAGUGCAGAACAGGAUGCAGGACUGGAUGGUCCUCUGGCCUGAUCCAGCAGGGCUCCACUUACAUUCUGGUGAGCAAGUCAAGCUAGCUUGAUGCUGGUUUAAAUUUGAAGUGCAUACCAGCCCUGGGUGUCCAUUCUGAGAGCAGCCUGGUUCACACAAUUGCAUAGCUUGCUUGCAAUUGUGUUGGGCUGUUUGGAGUUGCUUCUGCUCAAACAGGACAUGCUGCCUAGUUUCGUACAGAAUAAUAAGCUGUGUCCAGGGGCUAAUUAGGCAAACAGCACCCCAGUGAUUGUGCAAUCCGGAUCACUGUGUUGUGCCUAAUAUUUCUCAUGAGGUGGCAGAAACUUAGAGAACAUCCAGUAGCUCCUGCCAACUCUUAACUUUUUUUGUACUAUUUACAUGUAAAGGGAAAUUUUAAUUCUUCCAUGAAACACUUUCACUGUACAACAUGUAUGAAAAUAGGAAUGUGAACAUGUAUAAUCUUGUUUAUCAAAUCUUUCAAGCACUUACCGUAUUUUUGUAUAAAUAAAAUUGUUUUAGAUUAAAAGA
Varanus komodoensis (Komodo dragon) is the source of this 5006-nucleotide messenger RNA. It is a transcript of the gene TGFBR2, whose product is annotated as transforming growth factor beta receptor 2. The coding region runs from base 312 to 1997 and encodes 561 amino acids. Gene Ontology annotation, molecular function: ATP binding; activin receptor activity; transforming growth factor beta binding. NCBI's taxonomy places the organism in Eukaryota, Metazoa, Chordata, Lepidosauria, Squamata, Varanidae. The record is from RefSeq and is a predicted model, not a curated record. Gene Ontology annotation, biological process: heart development; transforming growth factor beta receptor signaling pathway; cellular response to growth factor stimulus. The transcript has 7 exons. Gene Ontology annotation, cellular component: plasma membrane; signaling receptor complex.